UCACAUGGUCUUGUAUUCGAUCUUUCUAUUCCAAACUUUGAAGUUCCGUGACCAACACCUAUUCUUUCUCCUAAUCUCUCUUUUAUCAUCCACACAUACAUUCAUUUCCCUCUUAGAUCUCUUUCCAGCCUUAUCCGUUUGCUAAUUCUUGGAUUUAUUCAUUGUUGUUCCAUUCUUUUGUUUUAGUUUCUACAUUGAAUUUACAAUCUUGUUUGCAAAAGGAAAAAAAAUGAAGGGAAGUACUGGAAACCCAUUAUCCUUAACAUCCCUGAAUCACAUCUCCCUUGUUUGUAGAUCAGUUGAGCAAUCCAUUGAAUUUUACAAGAAUGUUCUUGGUUUUGUGCCCGUUAGGAGGCCUGGAUCAUUCAAUUUUAACGGCGCUUGGCUGUUUAGUUACGGAAUAGGGAUUCAUCUACUUCAAUCGGAAGAUCCUGAGAAAAUGCCAAAGAAAACUGAAAUCAAUCCCAAAGAUAACCAUAUCUCUUUCCAGUGUGAGAGCAUAGGUGCAGUGGAGAAGAAGCUAACAGAAAUGGGGAUAAAAUACGUGAGGCAGCUGGUGGAAGAAGGAGGUAUAUACGUAGAUCAGUUAUUCUUCCACGACCCAGAUGGAUUCAUGGUUGAGAUUUGCAACUGCGACAACUUGCCAGUGAUACCGCUGGCUGGUGAAAUGGCUCGUUCUUGCUCAAGGGCUAAUCUUCAGUUGCUUCAACCUCAGCAAUCGCAGCAACAGUCCGCAGCACAAGUCCCAGUGAUCAAGCCUUAAAAAGGAGAGCAUAUUUUUCAGUGUCCCAUACUUUGGAUCAUCUUCUGUGUGUGUUUGCGUACGUCUUUUCUUAGGGUUGUUGGUAAUAAGACAAAUUGGCAAUUGUCCAGAUUUGGAGUUAUGUAUGAGCUGGUCUCAUUGAUUCCUUAAUUGAUUCUGUUUUCUUCUAUAGUGUUUGCGUCUUUCAGUACAUAAAAUACUUAGGAUACAUCAUGCAUGCACCGCUUAUGAAUCAGACUUUUGGAAAAGAAGAAAUAAGACACGCAGAAAAACUGCUUGUA
Molecule: messenger RNA, 1044 nt
Organism: Nicotiana tabacum (common tobacco)
Lineage: Eukaryota; Viridiplantae; Streptophyta; Magnoliopsida; Solanales; Solanaceae
Product: glyoxylase I 4
Source: RefSeq, a predicted model, not a curated record